AUGACCGAGCUCCCGCACAUCCCGACGAUGGAUAUGAUCAACGCGACUUCGCGUCUUCAGCUGGAAGCGAAUGAUGUUUUUAUUGUUGAUGAAACGUUUUUAAUCGAGUUUUUUCAAAGGUGCGGGCCAACAAACCAAACUGGGGGUCUUACUUGCGGUCGCAAAUGAUUAAGCAAGAAGAUUACAACUUUAUCACGGCGUACGAAGCCACGAAGGUUUUUUUCCUUUUUGAUUUUAUUGUGAUUCAAAGAGAAUUCGAUUUUUUAAAGUUAUUUAAUUUUUUUUGUCGUGUUUACAAUGGUCAUUUUUUUAGACCAAAGAAGAGCGUGAUGCGAUGUUGGCUCAAAGCGGCGUCGCCAAUCAGGCUGUUAACACCUUCGUCAGCUUGAUCACGCAAGUUGCCAAGGAACAGAACGUCCGCUAUGUCCUUACGAUUCUGGAUGAUUUGCUCCAGGUUUUUUUGAGCCAGUAGUUUUAUUUUAAACAUUUUUGUAGGAAGACAAGGCUCGCGCUGAUUUGUUCCAUUCCGUCGCAAAGAAAGAAAAGACGACAGUUUAUACGUGGUUUUUGCCAGUGCUCCAGCGCGGCGAUAAUUUCAUCAUUAAUCAGGUUCGUAACUUUUUUUGCUUUCAAUUUGAACUUUUAAUAUUAAGAUGAGUUUGGUUAUCGCUAAACUGGCCUGCUUUGGCAGCAGCACCUUGCAUGGAGAACAGCUCACUGAGUAUUACAACUUCUUGAAAAGCCAGCUCAAAGUGACGCCGGUUAGAGUUUUAUUCUGAAUUUAUUAAAUUUCGGGGUUUUCAGACGAACGAAUACAUGAACACAACUGCUCGCUGCCUUCAGAUGAUGUUGCGUUACGACAACUACAGGUGAAUUAUUUUCUGAAAGAAUUAGCGGGAAGAGAUCGUCUGGACAAACUGGAUUUCAGCAAAUUUUUGUUUCAUUUUCAAGCUUUUUAGAUCCGGUUCAUUAAUUGAUAUUCAGUUAAGAUAUAUUACGAUACAUUUGUUUUAAAUGUAGAUAUCAUGAACUGAUUUGAAAAUGUCAUAUUGUUUCAGACACUUUUUGAGCUUGUGAAUCGUUAGAAUUGUAAACAUUUUCAGAAAGACCUUCGUGGAAGAGGAAGGCAUUCAAGCCCUCGUUUCUGCUCUCAACAGCCGUAUCAACUUCCAACUCCAAUACCAGCUUAUCUUCGCUGUUUGGUGCUUGACUUUCAAUACGGAAAUCGCUCGCAUGGCUCCUACCGUUGGACUGAUCCAAGCUCUCGGUGAUGUCCUCUCUGAGUCGACCAAGGAAAAGGUGUGUUUUUUACGUGAAACACAAAAAACUUUUCACUUCAGGUCAUCCGCAUCAUCUUCGCCACUUUUGCCAAUAUCCUGAACAAAGUCGAAGAUCGCGAAGUGAAACGCGAGGCGGCUCUUCAAAUGGUCCAGUGCAAGACGUUGAAGACUCUGGAACUGAUGGAUGCCAAGAAGUACGAUGAUCCUGAUCUUGAGGUUUGUCUUCGUCAUGUGCUCGGUUUUUUCAAAAGGAUAUUUCAGGAGGAUGUCAAGUUCCUCAGUGAUGAAUUGACUCUUUCCGUGCACGAUUUGAGCUCGUAUGAUGAGUAUUAUAGUGAGGUAGGUAUCAAUUUUUUUUAAACGUUUCAUAAGGAGUAUAAAAAAAUGGAGAAAAAAUAAUCAAGGAGCGUUUGAGAAAUUUUUCUUCUGGAAAAAGAUUCAUUGUUAGAAAAUAAAAAAAAAUUUUGCGACAAAAAAAUAACAUUUGGUUGGUUUUUUUAUUAUUAUUACCUUUUCCAUACUUACAUGUUUGUACAAUCCGAACUCGGUUUGAAAAAUUUUCGAAAAGAAAAAUUCAAAACUCACUUUACUCAGGUGCGAUCUGGUCGUCUUACAUGGUCUCCAGUUCACAAGUCGGACAAGUUCUGGCGCGAAAAUGCUCCCAAGUUCAACGACAAGCAGUUCGAAGUUGUCAAGUAGGAUUAUUGAUGCUAAGCUGAAUGAUCUUCAAUUGAAUCAAUCAGGAUCCUCAUUCGACUUUUGGAAACCAGCAACGAUCCGUUGAUCCUUUGUGUCGCAUCGCACGAUAUUGGUGAAUAUGUCCGUCACUAUCCGCGUGGAAAGACGUGAGAAUUAUUUUUUUUUUCGGAAAAAUAAGUAAAAUUGGAAGAAUCGCGAGGAAACCGUUGUUCAACUCAGUCAAAGUUUUAAUCUUUGGAAUUGAGCCAAACAUAGCUCCCAUUCAAUUUUUCUCAGUUUUUCCUUGAAUCCUGGGAAAUAUUUUUGCUCUUAUAAUCACAUACACCUUCACUAAAUAAAAAAACAGUUUUGAGUAAUAAUUAGAAUUUUUAUAUAGAUAGUUUAUUCACUGCCAUUAUUUAACAUAAAAAAAAAUAAUUGAAGAAUAGAUGAUCAAGUGAAGGAAUAGGCAGAGAAAUAACAAUACAGGGGAAAGAGUCAACCCCAACGAGUUGACGGGUACCCGGAAUUUUAAUUAUAAAGAUGGCGAAAAUAUUCUAAAAUGUCUCAGUUUCGCGACUAGUUCAUACGAGAAAAUCUUGCUUAAUUUCAUGAAGACAAGAUUUCUCGGCAUUCCUCAAAAAUAGGGAAAUCAUUUUUUUUUUUCGCACUAUGUCGUGUUGAAUGACACUAUGAUGCGACUAAAGUCUCCGCUUCACAAAUACCUGUUUUCUAAUUUUCCCAUGGAGUUUGGGAAUUCUUACAAUAAAUUGUUUCACAAACGAUUUCCCUAACUCUUGAAUAAUAAAUAUAAUGAAAAUAACUUAAGUAAUGACCCAAAAAACAAAUUGAGCUUUUUUUUGUUAUCUGUCCUCAAUUUUUAACAACACGACACUAUUAAAAGAAUACUUUAAACAACGUACGAUUCAGCAAUUUCGUCAAACGGUUGGAGUUUUCAAAAAACUGAGCUAUUUUUUUUCUACGAAACUCGAAUUUUCAGGGUGAUUGAGCAGUUCCAAGGCAAGCAGGCCGUUAUGCGACUUCUGACCGCCGAUGACCCGAACGUCCGCUACCACGCCCUUCUCGCCGUUCAAAAACUCAUGGUCCACAACUGGGAGUACCUCGGAAAGCAGCUCGACUCAGAAGCUCAGAAUGGAGAAGCCGUGCCUGUUAAAUAA
Messenger RNA from Caenorhabditis auriculariae, 3136 nucleotides. Lineage: Eukaryota; Metazoa; Nematoda; Chromadorea; Rhabditida; Rhabditidae. The record is from the annotation of a GenBank genome assembly.